AUGACAUUCAAAGUUCCGUACGAAUCGAAUCCACCACCCUCUACACCGGAUAAGUCCAAAGGUCAGAGCUUCUGGAGUAAUGUCUCCACGACACCUGCCGGCCCGCCGCCAUCAACGGCAAACUCCUUCACGCCGCAAGGGCAGCCGCAAUCCACCGCGUUUGGAACGUCGCAGUUAGAGUCGCAUUCCAAGCUUAAUUUCGGACAAUCGACCAACUCGUUAUUCACCAAGUCUGGAGGUUUCAAGACGGGCGACAGUAUCUUUGGAUCCUCGUUCGGAUCAGACUUUGGUCUUCCCAAACCAACAAAGGCACCACCUGCCAGACCGCUCGCGCCUACACCAUCGCAGGGCCGGCUCGGUGGCGCCACGAAUGGCGGCUCGUUUGGACGGUCCGUGACCUUUGGCCAGUCCAAUGGGUUCGGUUCGUCUCAGAUGGAGGAGUACGAGGAAUACGAGGACGAAGGCGAGGAGGAAAUGGGAGAUGAAGAGGAUUACGAGGAGGAGCUAGAGGAGGAAGAUGCGGAAGGCGAUCUCGACUUGAGCACUCGGGAACCGGCCAACCGACUCAGUUUCCUGGAUUCCACCUAUGGUAACCCAUUGCCGGCACAAUCCCCCAAGUUUGGACAAGCGCGCAAACCGAUCUACUCGAAUCCUACCGAUGCGAAGCGCCCGAAGCUUGAUGAGCGAUGGGCUGAUCAGUCACCACUGCGCAAGACGAAAUUGUCCCCCAAGAAGGCGUCUGCAAUGCCCUCGAUCCUGCACAACCUGGCUUCUAGAGCCCGACUGCCGCCCGUCGAUGAACCUGCUGAUAUGAUUCUCAACACGGAGGAUACGGUGGAUAGGCUGUAUUUUGAGCUUCAAAAUACAGAGUACCGACACCUUGACCUCGAUGCUGUUCUUGCCCACGUUGCCAAUAAGCUUGUCAACACGUGGGAUACAUGCGCAGACCGCAGUGGAAUUUCCAGACCGUAUGGCGUUGGAUCGAGCAUCGGUCCUGGAGAGCAGGCCCCAUCACUCGUCAAGGCUAGCUUCUUGGCCUCUCUAUUACUCCAAAUCCACCACCCGUCUCGAGGCUCUGCUCCGAUCGCCACCGCUUCGAACCCGGCUGCGCGCGUGGCACCUAAUAGCAUGGUCAAGGCCAUGCAGCGUGCUAGUGCGGCCACCCCACUUCCACAAAUUCUGCUCGACUGGUUGAAUGGAAACCACGCAUCUCAGACCAAUGAUCUGCAGGCGCUGCGGUAUGUGGAGCCGAACCCGACUGCUUCAUCGAACUUUUGGGAUAUCAUCAACGCGGCCAUUCUCCGUGGCCGCUUCGCCGAGGCAGCUGAGAUUCUUCGUUCCGCCGAUUUCAACUAUGCCCGCUCAGCUUUGGAAGACGGCCUGCCCCAGCCUGGAUAUCGUGGCAUGCAGCUGCAAAACAUCCAGCGCUGUGUGAACAAGGCUCUUGAGAUUCUCGACUCGUGCCCCGGCUUCCAGGACGAUGACUGGGCCAUCACCGGACCCGACUGGACCGACUAUCGCAAGAGCGUUCUCUCCGCCGUCAACGACCUUGAAGAGUUUGCCGAGGGUGAAGAGCGGGAUCAGGCUGAAGUGCCUUUGCAAGACCACCGGUUCCAGGCUGUCAACUUUGGAUUGUCGAAUUACGGCCAGGGCCAGAAUCAGGUCAGUUUCACGCACUCCGCGCGCAUGGCUGAGAGCCGCGUGCCGUGGACGAUUUACCAGAGUCUGCGAGCCCUGUACCGGAUUAUCCUGGGCGACACCGCUACUAUCAAGGCCACCUCGCAAGACUGGGUUGAAGCGACUAUUGGAUUGACUGCGUGGUGGGACGGGGAGGACGAUGACGGUGCGUUCCGCGCCAGCACCUCGAGCCCGGAUUUCCAGCGCUCCCGUGGAUCUAGAAACCAACUCCGGGCUGUGGACCGAAACAUGCGAAAUGCGUACCUGCGCCGCUUGGAUUUGGCAUUCAGCAGUGCGACUAAUGAGCCGUCCGAUGACACUGGGUUCCGCGUGAAUACGAUGAACAGCCUGGAAGUUGGUCUGGCGUCCGUGUUUGAGGGUAACGUCCAAGGCGUGCUGGAACUGCUACAGUCAUGGUCUCUCUGCAUCACGGCUGCAAUCACGGAAGUGGCCGAAGUUGGCGGCUGGUUAGAAGAUGGAGGCCAGCAGAAAAUGCCGGGUCUCAGCGAGAAUGACUUGAUGGUUCUAUCCUAUGGGCAAGGCAACAUGCCUGCCUCCCGGGGAUUGACUCGGGAUGAGGUUAUGCGCAACUAUGCGCUCGGAUUGAACGAGCGUCGUUCUAUCGAGAAUGAGUCUAAUUCCCGUGAGGGCUGGGAAUUGGGUCUUGAGGUGCUCGCCCGCGUGCACAAUCCGGAGAUUGCGAAGAAGGCUGUUACGGAUAUUGUGGAGAAGUUACCGCUUGAUAAUCUCGAUCAACUUGAUAAGCUGGUUGUGCUGUGCUCGGAUCUGGGGCUGGAAGAGCAGGGUCGCAAGAUUGCCGAGCGCUUCGGUGAUUUGACCACCGACACCUCAGAGAACUACGGUCUCGCUCUGGUCAGCUACGCCCGUGCCCAUAACCGCCGCAAGGUCAGGGCCGUGGUGGAACUUCUCAUUUCGUUUAGUUUGGUGCAAUCACGCGCGUACCCUGCCGCCGCCGAUCUGGACGAACAGCUCCGCUCUUUGCUGAAGGAACCCAAGACGUGUCUUUCGUCCAUCGCAUCUAUCAACGAGGAAGCUGCCAGCAUUCUGCAGUUCUACCUCAGUGGAUACGCCACGCUCCGCCGGUUCUACGAGAUUCGUGACGAGGCACUGGAAUUGGAGGAGGGCCAGCGUCCGCGAUUCAAACCGCUUGCUCGUCGUCGUGCAGCAGCCAAGGCCCUUGCCGCGGUUAUCAGCAGUGCCGCUGACAACAUCUACGGAAGCCUAUUCGAUCCGGACCGGGACUCGGCCGUUCAGGUAGACGGGUUGAUGGCGCUAUUGGGCGAGGCAUUGGUAUUCGUCAACCAACCAUCCCCCAUCCUCACAGUCUCCCAACAAUUCACCAUCCUCUCCGCAAUCGAAGACCUCGAAACAGUCACCCCCCGUGUCUACGCCCAAUGCGAAGAAUGCUUCCGCUCCACCCUCCUCUCCGCAAACCCAUCCGCCUCCCACGCCUCCCCUCCCUCCCCGCGCACCCUCCUCAAGAAAUCCGUCUCCGCCCUCUCCACAUCAACCUUCUCCAUCAUCGGCUCCGAUAUGCUCGAGUCCGCCCGUACCCGCUCCGCGUCGGGCUCCGGCCCUACGUCCGCCGGUAGUUCGGGCGUGCUUGUCCCCCGGCCUGGGGAUAGGGAUGGGAAUGCUGGGUCGGUGCGUGGUUGGGAUUGGAGGGUGGGAUUGCCGGAGGGGACGAGGGGGGAGGAUGUUUUGCGGAUGUUGAGGUUGGGGCUGGCGCGUGGUUUGAGUGUUGGUGCUUUGGGGUGCGUUUAG
Molecule: messenger RNA, 3462 nt
Organism: Penicillium daleae
Lineage: Eukaryota; Fungi; Ascomycota; Eurotiomycetes; Eurotiales; Aspergillaceae
Product: putative nuclear pore complex subunit Nup85
Exons: 3
Coding region: 1-3462 (1153 amino acids)
Biological process (GO): positive regulation of DNA-templated transcription; protein import into nucleus; mRNA export from nucleus
Cellular component (GO): nuclear pore outer ring
Molecular function (GO): structural constituent of nuclear pore
Source: RefSeq, a predicted model, not a curated record